Messenger RNA from Cooperia oncophora, 405 nucleotides. The record is from the annotation of a GenBank genome assembly. Lineage: Eukaryota; Metazoa; Nematoda; Chromadorea; Rhabditida; Trichostrongylidae.
AUGCCGACAUUAUUCGUUUUAGGAUAUAUCUGCUGCAAUGAGAUUCUUAACGACCUUAUGGUUCAUGUAUUCGCGGAAUGGGAAGCUCACCCAAGAUAUCAUUCAUGCAAUAUUCAAGCUGUUGCUAAUAUGUUGCAGGUACGUUCCGAACAAAAGUUCAACACAACAUUUGAGACAAUCGUGGCUUAUGCCGAUUUUGCUGAGAAAGUUCACUUUAGUAAUGAUCUGAUCUGUAAGAUUGAACUUGGAGGACGAUACGCACUCGCUUAUGGCACAGCUCGAAACGUUCAGGAGUACCGAUUGCCGCCGAUCAACAACAGACCUCAAUAUGGACCUAUGACUGAUGUCGCUCAUGCUCUUUUCGACCCCGCACAAUACGAAUCUAACCCGCUAGUGAUUCCAUAA